ACAGCCACGACAGUUCAGGCCCUGACCAAUAGGAACAGCCGAAUCUUCCGUAAGCCUCGGAGUGGAUAAAGACGAGCGGCCGUGGCGGAGGAACUGAUACGCGAGUCCAACGCGCUGCACUUUUGUUGUUUGUUUUUGUACUGUUGUAGUGUUUAUUUUCCCCACGCGUACUUAAUGAAGGAUGAGAAACCCACUUCCGUGAAGGCUUUUUUUUCCUUCUCCAGUGCACGAGCCGUGACUACUAAAGAACGCGCUAACUUAGGCACGAGCUCAGUUCGGUGUAGCGGACGGAGAGGAGAGGACUGAGCUAGCGAGUCAGUGCUGCUGCUUCCACACAGUUUGACGGAGAGCUGGAUGAAGUGCUGACCCUCUCAGUGAAGAUUACUGGGUGAAAUGGAUCACGGAACUGUUGAAUAGUAUUUGUUGUUGUUGUUGUUUUUUUUUAAAACACAGUUUACUGCAUCCGACUUCUACAGGACAAACUGCUCGAAACUCCAAGCGGAGUUGAAUUACUUCUCUGGAAACACGACAUGGUUUGAGAACAUAACGGAGCAGCAGCUACUCUGAGCCCCUGACAUGGACGUCUGAUUGGCCAGCUCUCGCCUUGAAGCCAAUGGCGAGGCUCGCGCGGUCAGCCCGGGGCGCCGGCUCGUACCCGUGGCCGCUCGCCUGCGCGCUCCUGUUUCUCGGCACUUGUGUGUGCGCGGGCCCGUCGUCGAGUCGCGCGCGGGGCCGUCUCGUGUGCUGGCAGGCUAUUAUGAACUGCCAGGCAGAGCCCGAGUGCCACUACGCAUACGGACAAUACGUACGCGCGUGCGAUCCGGUCUUGAGCGGCCUUCGGCGCUCGUGCCCGAGCCACUGCAUCUCAUCACUUGUGCAACUCAACCAGACUAAGAGUGGCCCUGCGCUGGAGGACUGCAGCUGCGCAGACGACCAAUUGUGUCGCGAAACCAAGCGUGCCAUCGAGCCGUGCCUGCCCAGGACCAGCAGUAUGGGUUGCACGGAGGCGCGGCGGCAGUGCGAGCGAGACGGACCGUGCCGCUCCGCCAUGGGUGACUACCUGCAGCACUGUGGCAAGCUGUUCAGCGGCGCCACGUGCACGAGCGCGUGCCGCGGCGUCAUCGCGCAUAUGCGCCGCCUGCCCAAGGCGCAGCUACUCGACACGUGCGUUUGCGACGGCGCAGAGCGUACCAUUUGCGAAUACGUCAAAGUGAGCAUGAACACGCUGUGCUUCGGCAUGUCGCCCGUGACCGAUAAAGAAGGAUCCGGGGGUUUUAUCGACGAGUACGAUGAUGAAGAUGAUGAUGAGGAUGGAGGGGAUGGUACGGAGAACGACCCGAGGAGCGCGGGGACUUGCGUGCGGUACUUGCGCGCUCUUGCCGUGCUAGCACCCAUCAUGGUAUUAUUACGGUUUUGAUUUAAAAUAAACAUAACGAUACCAGCUCAAUGCAGCGUCCAAUGCAUUAGACUUUUGCUCCCGCCUGAUCUGCAGCCGUUUAAUGUCUCCUUUUCUAAAAGAGUACCAAAUGUAGGCUACUUUUGCGUGACUUCCAAGUCCUUUUAGGGCAUUGCAUCCACCUUUUCAUUAUCUAUGCAAAUGCACUGUUCAUUACCUGAAAUGGACAUCAGGAACCAUGGCACAGUUUCGAUAUUUAUUUCUGAGCAAGAUUUCUACCAGGAUGUGACAAAUAAAGCAAGACUAAGCUCAGUCUGACACUACUGCCUUAAAACGAGACUGCCCACUUAGAAAUGCUACUCUGACAUUGUCAAGCAACACUUGUUGACAGAAAGAGAAAUAUGUAUGUACACCGCACACACGCACACACACACACACAUUAUUUUGUUACCUAGAGAUUUAACAAUGCAAAGAUUUAAGCAGAUAGCUCUGCACUGCCAUCAUACAAUUGCACAGCAAAAUCUCUUAUGUUAAAUAAAUUCAAAACAGUUGGACUUUUAUUGACACUGCAGGUGUUGAUUCAGCGCUGUGGGUGUUAGUUAAACAGCAGGGAUUUUGCUGUGUAGCUGUGUAAGCUAUUUUAUAUAAAGUUGUGAUUGACUGAGAGACUGAAUGAAUAACAUUUCUAUUAGGAAUGCGUUUGGAAAGUAUUCGGCAUGCUGGAAUAAAUAAAAAGAAGAUCGAGCGCUAGAGCAGUCGCUCGAAAGGAUCGAACAACCCAAGCAUUUUCACAGCCUAUAUUUACAUCACAGGAUAGAAAGCAAUAUUUUGUAUCAUAAGAUGUCUAUGAAAAUGAAGAGCGAUUCCAGCUUUAAAGGGAAGUUGGUUAUUUUGUUGUACUGGGAUUCCUUUUAAAAUACUGUACAGUGUAAAUAUAUUCUCAGAGAAAUUUUAAUUGUGCUAUCUAUGAUGAAUUAUGGACUGUAGAAAAUGUCUAAAUCCACUGUAUGACUGCCUCAGUGAUGUACUUUUUAUAGAAGGCAUAAAAACAAAAGUACAAAAACUAAAAAACGAGUGUGUGUAAUCUGUUUUGCAUUUUUAUAGUUUAAUUUGAUUCGGUGUCUUUUUCCAGGAGGCAUGUGAUCGCUUCUGUCUUCUACAAACUCUUGUGAAGCCACAAAUUUAGCACUGUGUUUGAGGAACAGAUUAAGCAUUUUACACACACACACACACACACACAUACACACACACACAUAGAUACCCUUGACUUUGCAAACAGAAGUGUUUGCUUACAGCCUAAACUCUGACUUUCAGAUCUAGUUAGAACGUAAGCCUAAAAGUGAAUGGCUUUUCCCUGGGGCACGCAUGCGGCGACCAGACCGGCAUUUGUUUACUUUUCAAUCACUCUGUUUGCUUAACAGCCUCUGCCUGCACACUGUGGCUGUGAACAAAGUUAACCUCUGCCCAUCAGAAAGCCAGACAGUAGCAUUGCAACAUGAUACACAGUGCAACUUGUUACACUUUGUAUAUUUUGUCUGUGUAUAUGUUGUCUACUAAACCCACUUUAUUAGACUUUCAGAACUAUGCCUCGGCUGCUCCAUGACUAAUGGGGGGGUCGGAAAGUUAGCUUGACUUUUAAGGUCAAGAGUCCUCGCUGGGAAAAGCUGUUGAUGUGGUUUGCCGAGCUGAGCUCAUUAUAUGAUGUAGGCUAAUGAUGCUUAGUUGCCAACUCGUUAUCUUCCCAUAAAGAACAUGAAUUAACUAGCACAUAAAAAAGUUGCAUAGGUGCCUGUUUUUCAAUGAAUUGAUUAGAUAUAUCAUUAAAGUAAAACAAUGACAGUCAAUAAAAGUACAGUUAUUAUGUACAUGCCAUUUUAAUUUAUAUUUAGCUCUAUGCUCUAGGCAUAUUAUUGCCUGUAUGCCAAUGUAUGGAUAAAGUGUACAAACUUUAAGAAAUACAAUUACAAUAUAAGACUUGAUGACCAUUUCUUUUUUAAAGUAGUGUAAAGCUCAGAGGACGUGAAAAGUUUCAUCUUGUAGUUUGAUGUGUAAAUUUGUUUACUUUGUAAUCACAUUCUCAAACAGGAAGGGUGUUUCUAGCCUCUGUACGCUUCACCUUGUUGAAAACACUGGCCUCCUCAUUCUUUCCCUCUCGGCGCUACGAUCUUCAAAACAGGGUGAUUGCUGCAAAAUGUUUUAUUAGAGAAGAGACAAGAGACCUCGAGCAUGCUCAAUGGGGAAGAAGUCGAGUGGCACUUUUGUCAUGGUAAUCUUAAGCACAUAAUAGCCGGGUUCGCACAAUACCCAGGCACUUCAUUCCGCCGAGGCUUGCUGACACCUCUUCAGAGCUGAGCCACGGGGUAGCAUGUGGGAAAGAUCCACUCACCCCUCACUCCAUCCACACACUCCAUGUGGGCUCUCGCGCUCAGUUAUGACCCCAUGUGAAAAAAGGGGGCCAGCAUGCUACAUAUGAAAUAAUGAGAUUGGGCCUCGGAUGGGCGAUGGGCCGGAACAACUGGAAGCGAGCAGCUAAAAGAGCGUGGGGUGAUGAAUACCAAGAUGGAUUUUCGUGUUAUAGUUUUCAUUAUAGCUCGAGAGUGGCCAAGAACGAUGGAUGGAAAGGGGGUAUGAGGCAACACUCUAAAGUGCUUCAUCACCGAGAUAUACUUCCAGCCUGCGAGGCGCUGGAUAAUCUUACCAUUCCUUGACGCACUCUGGCACAGAGUGAGAGUUGGGCUGUGAUGAAAUCCACCUUGUCUUUAUAACUGCAUUUAGUUGGAUGUGAAAAGUAAAACGGGUUCCUAAAUCAGCACGUUGUGAAGCUUGAUAAAUGCAGCACUUAGAGGAAGAGCCAAUAAUCUGAAUAGACUGCUAUAAAUUGUUUUAUAUUAUAUAAUUUUGCAAAACCUAAUAAAACAAAACUUUACUCAGCUAAGAUGUUUUCAAAAAUAAUAAUGCAACAAUGCAAAAAUACUCUCAAUUAAUUACAAAUGAGAAAAAUAAACUUAUAUGAAAUUGAAACCUAUCUGAAUAUUGUGGUCCCACAUUAUUUACUUAUUUGUAUUUACUGUACUUAUUUCCUAAACCUUUUUUAAAUUGUGCAGCCAAAUUUCAUUCCAGUGUUUCCUCGUAAUACAGUGUUUACUAUAACAAUCGCUUAAUGAUGAACACACCACACAUUAUACCACAGUGCUGUUAAAUGUUGGUUUUGAUUGGUUAGA
Ictalurus furcatus (blue catfish) is the source of this 4617-nucleotide messenger RNA. It is a transcript of the gene gas1a, whose product is annotated as growth arrest-specific 1a. Gene Ontology annotation, biological process: regulation of cell cycle. The transcript has a single exon. NCBI's taxonomy places the organism in Eukaryota, Metazoa, Chordata, Actinopteri, Siluriformes, Ictaluridae. The coding region runs from base 614 to 1417 and encodes 267 amino acids. The record is from RefSeq and is a predicted model, not a curated record.